AUGUCGAAUUAUACGAGGACGAUUCACAAACAUAGUGAGAGUGUGUUCGAGAGUAAACUCAUCAUUCCGCUUUAUCUGAUUAUUUUUGUGCUGGCAGUGUUGGGGAACACUUUAGUGCUUGUAACGCUCGUGAGAAACAAGAGAAUGAGGACAGUUACCAACGUCUAUUUGCUGAAUUUAGCAAUAUCCGAUCUACUCCUGGGGGUGUUUUGUAUGCCUUUUACGUUGGUAGGCCAGGUGCUGAGGAACUUUAUAUUCGGAUCGACCAUGUGCAAAUUAAUUCCAUAUUUUCAAGCUGUUUCGGUGUCUGUGGGAGUGUGGACGUUAGUGGCGAUAUCCUUGGAGCGGUACUUCGCUAUCUGCAGGCCAUUGAAGUCGAGGAGAUGGCAGACCCAGUUCCACGCUUACAAGAUGAUCGCCUGCGUCUGGCUGGCAAGUUUGUUUUGGAGCGGACCAGUCCUGAUCGUAUCUUCGUUAAAGGCGAUGAAAAGGGGUCACAAGUGCAGGGAAGAUUGGCCCAAUCAAAGAAGUGAACAGGUAUUUAACUUGUUCCUAGAUGUCAUGCUGCUGCUGAUACCCAUGCUGAUAAUGAGUUUGGCUUAUUCUCUAAUAAUGAGCAAAUUGUGGAAGGGCCUGCAAAGGGAGAUUCAACAUAACACAUCUUGUCAGCAGCAAAUGUUGCAGAGAUCGUGCAGCUCGUCCAACAUCCAGGAGGCCGUGGUGUUAAACAACAAAUCAUCGUCCCCCAGUUCAGAGAACGGCGUGGCGUCACUGAGACAGCACCGGCUGACCCCACCUUGCAGCGCAAAAAUUAUGACGACGGUGACAAAAAACAACAAGCGCCACAGGAAAGCCGGAGACAAAGCGGAAACCGUGAAAAUGUGGCUGAUGAAAGGCUUCGUGAAGGUUAAAAUUCCGCAGGCGAAUGGUCACGACAUCCAAGGCAAUGGCUGCACGAGGACCACCUUCGUCCCGUCCUGCAAACUCACCGUGCCGCCUCCUGAAGCUAUUUCGCCGAAAGAAGCCUGCACUGAGAACGGUACCGCAGAGCAAAAAAUCGACGAGACGACGUACACCUUCAGCAGACACGGCAUUCGGUCCAACUACAUGGACAAAAGCAUAGAAGCCAAAAAGAGGGUAAUUCGCAUGCUGUUCGUCAUUGUAGCCGAGUUCUUCAUAUGCUGGGCCCCGCUGCACAUCCUGAACACUUGGUAUUUGUUUUACCCAGAAGACGUGUACAAAUACGUCGGUUCCACGGGGAUCUCGCUGGUACACUUGCUCGCUUACGUUAGCUCUUGCUGCAAUCCAAUUACCUACUGCUUCAUGAAUAGGAAAUUUCGGCAGGCGUUUCUCACGGCCUUCAACUGUCGGUGAGUAUGCGUGUGCUGCUGUUUGGCCUGCGACGAUACCAUAAACGGCACAACGAAAUUCCACAACAACGGAAUCCUGAAAAUGGCACAGAAUAACUCAGACCUGUCUGCUAACGAGUCCACCGUUUAUCUGGGCAGAGCCAGCACCAUAGGACGCUCCGAAAUGAUGGUCCUAGAAGCUGAAGAUCGUGUUUAG
This is a messenger RNA of Anoplophora glabripennis (Asian longhorned beetle), 1566 nucleotides long. RefSeq names its product cholecystokinin receptor type A-like. Gene Ontology annotation, cellular component: membrane. The record is from RefSeq and is a predicted model, not a curated record. Gene Ontology annotation, biological process: neuropeptide signaling pathway. Gene Ontology annotation, molecular function: neuropeptide receptor activity; gastrin receptor activity. The transcript has 9 exons. NCBI's taxonomy places the organism in Eukaryota, Metazoa, Arthropoda, Insecta, Coleoptera, Cerambycidae.